UCACUCAAUUUUUCUUUUUUGGGUUAUUCCACCACAUUACCUUCCCAAAAUGUGUUCUCUACAUUCUCUAUUGAGGUUCAGCUACCUCCUCAUAUUCUUCACACUCCUUUCUUCCAAUCCAACCCUGCAAACAACUCUAAUCUCCCCAGUUUCAAAGGACAAACACACAAACCUCUUCACUCUCUCUGUCUACCUCAAAACCCCACUUCGCCCUACAAAGCUCUUCCUUGACCUCUCCUUCCUAUUUCCAUGGACAGUUUGCAAUGCCUCCACCUACAACUCCUCCUCCUACCGCUACAUCGAUUGCGGCACCGAUUUCUGCGAAACCCUUGGCUUCGGCGGCCACGCAUGCGGUAAUUGCAUCGAUACAAGCUUGCCGGAUAAAAACUGCAUACCAGUAGACAACCACAUGGUAUGCGGUUCUUUUCCGGAAAACCCAGUAACAAGAGACUCGUACGCAAAUGAUGUAUUAAUUGACACGCUGGCACUUCCUAAAGCUGACGUGUCAACUCAAACUCAACUCUUUUCUCUCUCUAACUAUACCUUCUCUUGCGCUCCCUCUAGUAUAGUCAAAGGUUUACCAAAAGGUGUUACGGGAUUAGCAUCAUUGGGCCGGUCCAAACUCUCGAUUCAGGCCCAAAUAAGUGCGGCUUUUUCUACACCAAAUUCUCUCGCGAUUUGCUUUCCCGGUUCAUCCAAAUCUACCGGGGUCGCUUUCUUCGGGUCGCGUGGGCCAUACUACGCAUUUUCUCAUUCCAAUAAAAUCGAUAUCGCAAAAUUCCUUCUUUAUACUCCUCUCAUUGAGAAUCCAGUCAGUUUAGGAGAUACGGAAAUUAACUACGAAACCCCAUCUAAUCAGUAUUUCAUUGGUUUGACUUCUAUCAGAGUCAACGGAAAGCAAGUCCCAAUCAAUAGCUCUCUACUAACUAUCAACAAAGAAAACGGUUUUGGUGGAACCAAGAUUAGUAGUGAUGUUCCAUAUGGUGUUCUAGAAUCUUCCAUUUACAAGGCCUUCACGAAGUUGUUUGUAAAGGAAACAAGCUCUUCUAGAUUUAACCUCACAACAAUAUCUACUCUUGUAAAGCCGUUUAGUGUAUGCUACUCUGCGGAAAGGGUCAUGGUAGCAAACGGUGGUCCUCUGGUGCCUACCGUUGAUCUUGUAUUGCACAGGGAUGAUGUGGUUUGGAAGAUUGGUGGGUCAAAUUCAAUGGUGAGAGUUACGGAUAAGAAGAAAAAAUUGGAUGCGUGGUGUUUGGGUUUUGUGGAUGGUGGAGUGAAUAAUAAAACUUCAAUUGUGAUUGGAGGGAAGCAACUUGAAGAGAAUUUUGUGCAGUUUGAUCUUGAGGCUAAUAGAUUUGGAUUUAGCUCUUCACUUGCGUCUCGUUCUCUUUCAUGUGCUGACUUUAAGGUCGUUGACUUUGCCAAGUAAUGUGUUACAAUGUAAUUUUUUUUUCCAAAGCAAUAUUCUAAUGUUGUCGUGGUUUUGUUUUUGUUUGGAAAGAAGAUAUGUGUUAUUUCGUUCACUCAUCUGGCUAUGAGCAACUUUAGAGCUUUCAAAAUGUGUAAAAAGUCAAUUAUUAAUUCUCCCACUUUA
This is a messenger RNA of Arachis duranensis, 1594 nucleotides long. Its product is annotated as probable aspartic proteinase GIP1. The record is from RefSeq and is a predicted model, not a curated record. NCBI's taxonomy places the organism in Eukaryota, Viridiplantae, Streptophyta, Magnoliopsida, Fabales, Fabaceae. Gene Ontology annotation, biological process: proteolysis. The coding region runs from base 50 to 1429 and encodes 459 amino acids. The transcript has a single exon. Gene Ontology annotation, molecular function: aspartic-type endopeptidase activity.